AUGUUGUCAUUAAGGCAAGUGGAAACCCUCAUUCUGAUAGCGAUACUUUUCCUUGCCAGUUUUUACACUGAGGCUAAACCAGUCAGAAAAAGAACCAUCAGCGAGGUUCAGCUCAUGCACAACGUUCGAGAACACAAACAAGUCGGGGACAGACAGGACUGGCUACAGGAAAAGUUAAAGGACAUCAUUGUUGCCAGUGUUAAACCGCAACAAGGACAGUCAGGGAAUAUUAAAAACCUUUUGCCUAAAUGA
Cheilinus undulatus (humphead wrasse) is the source of this 252-nucleotide messenger RNA. RefSeq names its product parathyroid hormone 1b (gene pth1b). Gene Ontology annotation, molecular function: hormone activity. Lineage: Eukaryota; Metazoa; Chordata; Actinopteri; Labriformes; Labridae. The coding region runs from base 1 to 252 and encodes 83 amino acids. The transcript has 2 exons. Gene Ontology annotation, biological process: intracellular calcium ion homeostasis. Gene Ontology annotation, cellular component: extracellular region. The record is from RefSeq and is a predicted model, not a curated record.